Molecule: messenger RNA, 1053 nt
Organism: Cucurbitaria berberidis CBS 394.84
Lineage: Eukaryota; Fungi; Ascomycota; Dothideomycetes; Pleosporales; Cucurbitariaceae
Exons: 2
Coding region: 87-728 (213 amino acids)
Molecular function (GO): acyltransferase activity, transferring groups other than amino-acyl groups
Source: RefSeq, a predicted model, not a curated record
UGUUGUUAUAAAGUUAGGAACAUAGCGCCAUCAAACAGAGCAACUACACAAGCUGUUGUCAUAUUAUUCCUACAACCGCAACUAAGAUGCCUCUCGAAAUCCACCCUGUACAAGAAUCGGACUUUGCCGACUUCGUCCGCAUUCAAAUGGCUGCCUUCGCCGGCGGGGGUGGCAUAACAUCCCUUCUCACCCCUACUCCCCUGCCUUUCGACUACGUACAAAAGUCAAUUGACAAACACAUUAAAUCUUGGCGGGAUGAGCCAGAUGUGCACUACCUCAAAGUCAUCGAUACAGAUCUUGGUGGAAAGAUGAUCGCCGGCGGCAAGUGGCGCGUAAACGAGAAAGAGCGGACAGAAGAACAGAUACAGAGUAUGCUCCCAAUUCCCGGGAUCGAUGAAGAAGGAAGGCCGGGAGCGCAAGACUUCAUGUGGUUUCUAACCCGAGCGCGACGGGAAUACAUGGGAAGAAAACCGUUCUAUUUUUUGCAUAUCUUGGUAACCGACCCUGAGCAUCAUCGUCGAGGCGCAGGAGCUAUGUUGAUAGCCUGGGGUCUCAAGAAAGCCGACAACGCGCAGCUGCCCUCUUAUUUAGAGUCUUCCCCAAUGGGAAGACCACUGUACGCACGGAUGGGAUUCAAGCCGAGGUAUGAGGAAAUAUGGGACUUGAGAAAAUACGGGUUGCAGGGGAUGGACAAGAGUACGGUGAUGAUUCGCGAGCCGUCGCUGUAAUACGUACUAUGUUGAUAACCCGAGGGGUUGGUGAGGAGGUGGUUUGACGGUGGUUUCGGUCUACACGGCGGUGCAUCAUACAAGCAGGCUCAUAGCUCUUAUCGCUCACCUGAUGCUUAUAAAUUUCCUUUUCAAAGGAAUACGUCCCUAUCCGUACUUCCCAAACCGAACAUGAAUCUCAAUAUCUUUCCCCUGUCCCAGGCUCCGCACCCGUCUCACAAACGUGUAGUACUCUCCUUCAUUGCAUAGAGGAACCCAGUUUCCCAAUCCUUCCAAGCGAAACUCUUUCAACGCUUUCGCAUCUGUCAUGGAGCUAAAAAAUCGG